AUGAAUUGUGCGGAAGAUGUUGUUAUUUUGGAGUACUUCAGAGUUCAGCACAGGUGUAUGAAGUUUCAACAUCCGAUUAAAUGUUUUUGGCAGCCACCUGAAAGCAAUGAGAUCCAGUUAUGCUGUGAUGGUGCAGCGAGAGGGAAUCCGGGUACAUCUGGUGCUGGUGCUGGUGUAGUAGCUAGGGAUUAUUCUUGUAAUGUUAUUGGUGCUUUGGAUAUUGGCUUGGGGGUUACUACUAAUUAUCUGGCAGAGUUAUAUGGAAUUAUUAUUGGGAUGGAAUGGGCUACAAGAUGGGGAGUCAGGCGUAUAUGCAUUCAUUCAUACUCUUAUAGUGUGGUGGAGGCUUUUUCUAGUUCUAAUUUACCUUGGUUUUCAAGACGAAUGUGGGUAUAA
Messenger RNA from Papaver somniferum (opium poppy), 396 nucleotides. RefSeq lists its product as uncharacterized. The record is from RefSeq and is a predicted model, not a curated record. The transcript has a single exon. Bases 1 to 396 code for a protein of 131 amino acids. Gene Ontology annotation, molecular function: nucleic acid binding; RNA-DNA hybrid ribonuclease activity. Lineage: Eukaryota; Viridiplantae; Streptophyta; Magnoliopsida; Ranunculales; Papaveraceae.